Molecule: messenger RNA, 3054 nt
Organism: Argiope bruennichi
Lineage: Eukaryota; Metazoa; Arthropoda; Arachnida; Araneae; Araneidae
Product: zinc finger protein 484-like
Exons: 4
Coding region: 493-2751 (752 amino acids)
Biological process (GO): regulation of DNA-templated transcription
Molecular function (GO): RNA polymerase II cis-regulatory region sequence-specific DNA binding; DNA-binding transcription factor activity, RNA polymerase II-specific; zinc ion binding
Source: RefSeq, a predicted model, not a curated record
AUGAUAUCUCGAAUAAUUUUAACUUUUAAAUUUAUUAUUUCAAGAGAAGUGAUAUUUUAUAUUAUUUAUUACCUUCAAAGUACUUAGAAAAAAUUAGUUUAAAAAGUUAUUGUGUUUUGAUUACAUUUCUCGAAGGCUCCCUGUGUGUCAUUUGUAUAAAUUUGAACAAAUGUAUAAAAGUAUCAGCAACCAUUUUUCAACUUUUGUUUCAUUUAAUUUCUCCACUUUUCCAAAAAUAAUUAGUUGAAAGUUCUGCAGCCAUUUAUUCCGUAUGACUUCUAUUUACUACAAUUUCGAAUAAUGGUUUCCCUUCAUUUUUCUAUAUAAAAAUGGUCUGAAGGAAAUCAAAGUGAGAGAAACGGCUUACUCGUGGGCCAAGUAAUAUACAAAUGUUGAAAAUUUAUUUGAUGAUAUCAGGAACCCAAUUUUUAUUUGGAACAAGUUAUGUUAUUCCUCUGAAUUGAUUGUGGUAAUAUUCAGUAAAUUUCUGAAAUGGACUUGGGUCAAGACACACAUUUGUGCUUGCGUUGUGGGAAAACUAUUGAUGGCUUGGAUAAUUAUGUAUCUCACAGGCUGAAAAAAUGCCUUCAACCACCUUCCAGUUCGUCAUUUUUACCCGAUUCUUCUUCAGUUUUACCCGAACCUCCAGUUCCAUUUCCACCCUCAGAAUCUUAUGUCCCAUUACAAUCUGAAGCUCCUCCUGUCUCAUUAAAAUCUAUGGAACCUCCUGUCCCACUUCCACCUGCAGAACCUCCAAUUCCAAUUCCUCCUGCAGAGUCUCCCAUCUCAUUUCCUUCUCCACCUCAGGAUAUUUAUCCUAGGAUAUCAGCAAAUGACUUCUUUUUAAAUCUCAAUUUGCAGUAUAAUGCUAAAGCAUCCUUUGUAGAUGUGCCCGGUAAUGAUGAGAAAGAUUCUAGUAGUGCUACUGACAAUUUUUGCUCUAAGCUAGAAAUUCCUUCUUUAGAAAAUGAGUUAAGUCCUGUUUUUUCUAGUGAUAAGCCAUUACUUGUGGAGGACAAUAGUUGUCCAGACAUUGACAACAUAACACUGAGAAGUGACAAGUGGGAAAAUUUCAAAAUUAAUUAUCGGAUUAAUGAAAGUAGCCACCAUUUGCCAAAAGAGAAAAAGAUUUGCUUUGAUAUUGGAAAGCAAACUUCCUGUUCAGUACCAUCAGCAUCAUUGAAAUCAAAAGGAGCAUUAUUUGCAGAUUCCAGUGAAAUUUCAAACAAAGUUUCUCUUAAGCAUUCUAAAAAGAAGACUUUAAAAAAAUACCUCUUCACCAACUUUUCUGCUUUAAAUGUUCCAAGGACAUCAUAUCGUCAAAAAUUGAAUGCAAAUGAUCGUAUGCUGUGUUGUGAUGGGAAGCAAGAUUAUUAUAGUUGCAGUCUCUGUAACCAUAAAUAUUCAUUUGUUUCUACAUUUCUUGAUCACUUAUUGAUUUGCAGUAAAAAACAAUCUGAUAUUAACAGUUGGAAACAAGAAAUUUUUAAAAAUGGUUCAUUAUUUGUGCACUCAUCUCAGUUUAAAUGUUUGUUGUGUUCAUUUUACUGCACUGAUUCUUUUAUGUUCCUCAGCCAUUUAAAAACUCCCAAUCAUCGUCAAAAAACUGCAAGUUUGAAAAAUCCAUUAAUUUGCUUGCCCUGUCAAGAUGAAUGUUCAGCUAGUGAUGAAAUGAAGGAACAUUUUUCAAAGUGUCACUUGCGGUUUAAAAGAGGUGAUCACCCUAUAAUAAUUACUGAGAAAAAGAGGAAUCUUCAUUGUUGUUAUUGCUUGACAUUAAUAAAGAGUUCUAGUCAUUUACAAAGCAGUAAUAUUGAAGAUCCACUGCUUAAAGAUGAUAUAUCUUUUAUUAGAAUUAGUUUACCUAAUGUAUGUGCAUGUGCCUGUGGUGUGGAUAAGCAAAUGUUAAGCAACUUUUUGACAAAUACUAGUCCAUUUAUUACAUCUAAGAGCUCUGAAGUAUCGAAAGAUUUGAUUGAAGUAGAUGCAGAGACCAGCAAUUCAUCUCAGUCUCAAAAAAAUGAGUUAAAGGAUGACGAAGCUACUGAUAAUCAGAGUACAAAUGGGGAUAUGCUUUAUGAAAAUGAUCUGUCAUUGAAAGCAGUAAGGCAGCGAAUAAUAGCAAAAAUAACUUCCAAAGAUGGUAAAUUUAUUUACAAAAAAGUUCGAGUCCCUGAUCCAAAGAAAGAAUGGUCUUGCUGUUGGUGUGGAGUUGAAUAUAUUUCUAAAUUAACUCUUCAAGCUCAUUUGAAUAAAUGUAGCUUGAGAAAGAAAAAACUAAAUAAAGUAUCUCCUCUUAAAAAUAAUCAAAACUUUCAAGCUAAUCACUGCAGUGAAAAUAAAAGAUAUCUUUGUGAUAAAUGCCCAUAUAUAGGCAAAAGUUUUAAUCAGCUGACAAGACACAGCCGAUCACAUUCAGGAGAAAAACCAUAUAAAUGUCCUCAUUGCACCUAUUCAUCUUCAUUGAGUAGUCAACUAGUUAGACACAAAAGACUGCACACAGGUCAAAAACCAUAUAAAUGUCCCUAUUGUUUAUACACAUGCAAUACUCAAGAAAAUUUACGUAAACAUAUUUUGAAGACUAAAAAGCACAAAGGAAAAAUGAUGUAUCCCUGUCAGCAUUGUAAUUAUGAAUCCAAUGAAUUUUCUGAUUUCAAAAGUCACUUGAUGAAGGCUCAUUCUAUAGAAUUCCCAAAUGGCAUUGCAAGCUCGGAUUCUUCUGUGCAUUCAGAUGAAAUUCCAGGACUCUAAAAAUGUUGUAAAUAUUUUGAUGUACAGAAAAUUUUUCAAGUUAUAAUUUUCUGUCUUAUUAAUUUCAUGCAUUAACUUUUAGAUUAUGAUCAUUGCAUGUAUAAAUAGAAAUUUUUAUUGUAUGUUAUGUCAAAUUCUGAUAUUAAAUAAAGAAAAUUUCGCAUUGGGAAAUUAAUUUAACAAUUUUAAUUAAUCUAAAUUAGAAUUCAUUGCUGCACAAGUGCUAGGCUACAUUAUAUUCUGAAACCUCAGAAUUGUCAUCCAUGGGAAAUCUAAGAUUGUAUUAACAAAAAUUGCAUUGAU